UAUAUACAUACAUACAUGGGUAUUUUAAUAAGUCAAAUAAAAUCGGAUAAUCACACGCCCUAUCCAGGCAUCUCACGGCUGACGCCUUCUCUCUACCUGUGCGGCGCUGCGGCUGUGGUGCCCGCGCAUCUGGACAAGCUGGGCGUGAGCUGUGUUGUGAAUGUGGCGCCCGAGCUGCCGGACACACCGCUGUCCAGUGUCAGUAAUCCAUUGUAUCUGCGCAUCAAUGCACAGGAUCGGGCCGGAGUUAAUUUGGCUGCCCAUUUCGAUGAGGUGGCCGAUUUGAUUGAGGAAGUGCGUCUCAGUGGCGGCAGCUCCCUGGUGCACUGCGUGGCCGGCGUCAGUCGAUCCGCCUCCCUAUGCUUAGCCUAUUUAAUGAAAUACGGCGGUAUGAGUCUCCGGGAAGCCUAUACACACGUGCAAUCCAUACGGCCACAAGUUCGACCCAAUUCCGGAUUCUUUCAGCAGCUGCGCCAAUACGAGCAGGAAUUGCGUGGCAGCUGUUCGGUUGAAAUGAUUUACUUUGCCUCAUUGGACAAGGAAAUUCCCGAUAUCCUGGAGCCGGAAUACAGAGCCAUGGAGGAUUUCUAUCAACGAUAUCGCAGCUCGCUAAAGAAACGUUAAGCUAAGAUUUAAAAAUCCCCGCUCCCUCUUUAAUGUUUUUUGUGAUAUGUGUAAUAGUUUUUUUUUUGUAAAUAAUUUACUCUUAGAUAUUUUAGUUGUAGAAACUAACUAUUUGUAUGUAAUAACUAAUAAGUGUGCUGAUAAAUAUACGAAUAUGCUGAAUAUAUGAUAGAAA
This is a messenger RNA of Drosophila montana, 799 nucleotides long. RefSeq names its product dual specificity protein phosphatase 18. Gene Ontology annotation, molecular function: protein tyrosine/serine/threonine phosphatase activity. The transcript is spliced from 2 exons. Gene Ontology annotation, cellular component: cytoplasm. The coding region runs from base 16 to 624 and encodes 202 amino acids. The record is from RefSeq and is a predicted model, not a curated record. Gene Ontology annotation, biological process: protein dephosphorylation. NCBI's taxonomy places the organism in Eukaryota, Metazoa, Arthropoda, Insecta, Diptera, Drosophilidae.